This is a messenger RNA of Spea bombifrons (plains spadefoot toad), 1773 nucleotides long. RefSeq names its product coiled-coil domain containing 65 (gene CCDC65). Bases 71 to 1576 code for a protein of 501 amino acids. The transcript is spliced from 9 exons. The record is from RefSeq and is a predicted model, not a curated record. Gene Ontology annotation, cellular component: axonemal dynein complex; axoneme. Lineage: Eukaryota; Metazoa; Chordata; Amphibia; Anura; Pelobatidae. Gene Ontology annotation, biological process: regulation of cilium movement; axonemal dynein complex assembly; cilium-dependent cell motility.
GGCGGCCUUGUUGGUUGCUAGGAGACAAGAAAACUCUGCACCAACGGGAUCCCCGACGGUUAAUGCAGCCAUGCCUAAGAAAGGUAAGAAGAAGUCCGGCAAACUGAGCCGCAUGAGUGAAGAGGAGCGGUUGCUUUACAUGCAGCAGAAGUUGCUGGCAGAGGAGGAGCAGAGCAAGAAGAAGGAAGACAUGUUGAUGCAGUUUCUAAAGGACAAGCUUGCUAAAGAAGAGCAGAGCAGCAUUAUUAACCUAAAUAAGUUAAAUGCACAGUGGCGCAAUGUACUGCGGGAAGUCAAAACCAAGGAACUACGCAAGGAUAUUGAGAUACUAAGUCAGACAUUUGAAAGAGUUGUUGACUGCAAGGAUAAUGUCAUCAAGUCUUUAGCGAAAGACAUAGACGAAGCAGAGGAGCAGUAUGCUCACGCCUUCCGUAGCCACCUACAGAAUAUUGAUGAGCUUCUGGAGUUACAAAGGGAGCGCAUUGCCCUCCUGGAGGACGAGUACCAGCAAGAACUGGAUGCGGUGCAGAAAGAAUUUGAGACCGAGAGAAACAUGAUCAUUCAACAGAAGGAGACAGAGACUACAUACCUACAAAACGUUGUGCUGGCCAUGGAACAGAACACCUUAGACACUGAAAACGAAGCUAAACUGGAAUUCCAGAACACGAGAGAUGAAAUAAAAAACAAGAGUCUGGAGGAAAAGCAUGCCCUCCGUGUUUUGCUGGAAGGAACAGUGGAGGAUUUGUGGAAACAGUUUCAGUUGGCCUUGAAAAACUACACAGAUGCAACAGAGGAUCGCAAGAUUGCAUUUGAAGCCCUGAAGGCCAAGGACGAGAAAAGUGCUCAAGAGAUUGAAAUGCAAAUGAAAAAGCUGCAGAACAUUCAGGAUACUAUAACAUCGUUGAAGAACAAAAUGACAGUCCACGCUCGGGAAAAUGAUGAGCAAGACCGACAUCUGCGGGAGCAAAAAGAAGUGCUAGUGAAGCAGCUGCAGAAGUUGAAAAGCCAGAUGAAGCAAGCCAGAGCUGCGGAACACGGACGUCUUACCACUCUGACCGUGCAGAGCAAUGCCACGCUGAAGGAGCUGCAGAGAGUUAUUGAAAAGGGUGAAUGCAUUCUCAGACUAGCCGAAAUGUGCCGCAAAUUGGAAACUGAGGAGGAAAAAGUCCUACCGUUCUAUCCCUCUUCUCUUAGUGCAGAGGAGAAGGAGCAAGUUGAGAAAGCUACCAUGGAGAAGCCUUCAGAGCAGCUGGCACUGCUAAUGCAAGACUAUACUGCACUGGACCAGUUUUGGAAACGCUACAAUAAGGUCCUCCUAGAACGUUGGGCAUUGGAACGUGAAAAAUCUAUAAUGAUGCAUGAUAACCAGAAACUGCGCAUCCUUCUGAAACAAUACCUGGAUGGCAUCUCUGUCAGCGAUGAGGUCUUAAGUCAGCAGAAUCCAUUACUUAUCCUCAACAACCGUAUUAGCCUGCAGCCGAAGCUUCGUCCACAGGUUCCUGUCACUGAUACAAGAGUCAGGCGGCCAGUCCAUAAUAUCAUAGAAGCUGCUCACGUGGUCAGCCAUACUUUGUGAAUUGCCAUUACCUUGUGUUGAUGUAACAUCUCUGUGCCUCCUUCUCUCCUAUUGACAAAAGUUUCUUAUUUAGGACGUUUGAUGUUUUUGAAUACUGUUUGCUAUAAGGUUCCAGUAAACCUAAAUUAAUGCUUUUAUGAUGGAAACCAUGGUAACAGAGGGAUGGCUGCUUGAAAAUAAAGAUCCGUAGACCUUAA